Molecule: messenger RNA, 865 nt
Organism: Etheostoma cragini (Arkansas darter)
Lineage: Eukaryota; Metazoa; Chordata; Actinopteri; Perciformes; Percidae
Product: caveolae-associated protein 4a-like
Exons: 1
Biological process (GO): regulation of gene expression
Cellular component (GO): caveola; cytoplasm
Source: RefSeq, a predicted model, not a curated record
CAUCCCGGGUUCACCCUGGUUCUGUUGUGUCUCCCUCAGGGUGACCAGGAGCUGAAGUCCGUCGCCCCGGGCAACGAGCCAGCAGACCCCAGCGGCAGCGGCGCCGCCGCCAGAGCCGAGGUGGAGCCGGACAAGUUCGAUUUCCCCCCGGAGUCGGACGAGGAGUACAUGGUGGUGGAGGAGGCCGACUCGGCGGCCGCCGGCCGCGACAAGAAGACGGGGCUGACGCGCAUCGAGAGCUUCAAAGCCACCUUCUCCAAGGAGAACAUGAGCAAGACCCGCGAGAACCUGGGCACCAAGGUCAACAAGCUGGGCGAGCGCAUCGUGACGGCCGAGCGCCGCGAGAAGAUCCGCCAGUCGGGCGAGCGGCUGAAGGCCAAGCUCAACCCCAAGAAGGAGAGGACUGUGGCGGAGGGCCAGGAAGGAGCCGAGGGCCCCGCCGAGGGCCCCGCGAAGACGGUCCAGCCCGUCCCCCCUCCCAAGGGCCGCAAGGCCGGCCCAGACGCCGCCAAGGGGGCGCAGGACGAGGGCAAGGCGGAGGAUUCGGAGGUGCCGAUGUACGACAUGAAGCAGCUGUCGUAAAGACCGAGACUGAAGCUCUGUCUCCGUCCACACGGUUUAUCUGAAUGAAGUGAUAAUGAAUGAAAAAUGUCUUCUGGGAAGUGUAAAAUUUGAUGGAAUUUCAUGAAAAUCGACUGAAAUCCGUCGGCCUCGUCUGAUUUUCUCUUGAUGAUAAUUGGCUUACGCUGAUGGAAACCUUAUUAACCGAAUAAAUAAUGAGUUGUGAUUAAGUUUUAGAUCAUUUUAUGGUUGCAACCUGCCACAAAACGCAGAAGAAGAAGUUGUAGUUCAUGUUCCCCAGUAU